Daldinia caldariorum is the source of this 1882-nucleotide messenger RNA. RefSeq names its product D-isomer specific 2-hydroxyacid dehydrogenase. The transcript is spliced from 2 exons. NCBI's taxonomy places the organism in Eukaryota, Fungi, Ascomycota, Sordariomycetes, Xylariales, Hypoxylaceae. Gene Ontology annotation, molecular function: NAD binding; oxidoreductase activity, acting on the CH-OH group of donors, NAD or NADP as acceptor. The record is from RefSeq and is a predicted model, not a curated record. The coding region runs from base 200 to 1276 and encodes 358 amino acids.
AUACUCGGCAACUUUAUUCGGCAUCUUUACUCGGCUUAAAGCGGAGAACAAUUAAGGCCGACGAAGACGUGAUUGUCUCCGCUUGGAGACUCACUCAAUCUCACCUCGAUAGUAAAAAGAACUGAUAAUAAGAAAAUACGUGUGAAAUCAAAUUAAGACAAUAGUAACUACCGUCAGUCUUCGAUUCCCUGAUCUCAUCAUGGCUCCGUUGAAAGUUGCAGUGUUAGAUGACUACCAAAAAGCCUCUGAGAACCCGUUCAAAGACCUACCCUCUUCCGAGUAUGAGGUGACGAUAUUCACCGAUACCCUGCUUCCCUACAACCAUCCUAAUACUCCUCAAGAUGCCAAAGAUGCUUUAGUAAAGCGUCUUGAGCCGUUCGAGGUCAUUUCGACAAUGAGAGAGCGGACACCAUUCCCGGAAGAGCUUAUUAACCGGCUCCCAAAUUUGAAACUACUCCUCACGACUGGUCCUCGCAAUGCAUCUCUUGAUGUGCAGGCAUGUUCUCGGCGUGGCAUCCCCGUGGCUGGUACUGGUGGAAAGGGGCUCAGUCCAGACUCUACGACGCAGCAUUGUGUUGCCUUAAUCCUUGCACUUGCAAGAAAUAUCCCACAAGACGAUGCUGUUAUGAAAUCCGGGGGUUGGCAAACAACCUUCGCCACUGGCUUAGCAGGGAAGGUGUACGGCAGCAUCGGGCUGGGUAGACUAGGUGUAUCCAUCUCGAAAAUCAUGCACAUAGCUUUCGGGAUGAAAAUUGUGGCGUGGAGUACUAACUUGACCCAAGAAGCUGCCGAUGAGAAGGCAAAAUCUGCUGGGCUACCUGUCGAGGACGAAAACGGAGAAAAGACAUUCAAAGUAGUGAGUCGGGAUGAAUUGUUCUCCUCGGCGGAUGUUGCUACUGUCCAACUAGUCCUGUCGGACCGAUCGAGGGGUCUCAUAACAGCAAAUGACCUCAGGAAGAUGAAGAAAUCAGCAUUGUUCAUAAACACUUCACGCGGGCCGAUAGUAGUGGAAGAGGACCUACUUGAAGUUGCUAAGAAGGGACCGAUACGCGGCAUUGGUAUUGAUGUGUACGGAGUCGAGCCAUUGCCAACGGAUAGCGAGUGGAGGACGACAAGAUGGGGAGAGGAAGGUAGAAGUCGGGUGGUGCUAACACCGCACAUGGGAUAUGUGCAGGAGGAGGUUAUUGAAGAAUGGUAUCGACAGCAGGUUCAAAACAUACUCCGAUGGAAGAAAGGAGAACCACUGGAUGCACUUUUUAGUGAGAAUGGGUACUAAUCAUAGGUACAUACCUUAGGUGCCUAUCAAGUGGUUUAUAGCUGGAAAGUACAACUGGAAGUUGCAGUAUCCUCCUUUUCAUGGACGCCAAUAGCGUUAGAAGAGAUACCAGGUACCUUAGGUACCUACCUAAUGAUUGGAGACAGGCUAGGUAGCUGCGGAUUGAUGUUAACAGUACCUGCCUUACGGUUUUAGGUACUUGUUACUUGUUUGAACUACGGCGUUGCAACUUCCCAAAGUGAUUUCGCUUCAUACGUCCUAGUUUCCUAAGCGUUUUACAACAUUUCCCAUUAUUAAAUAAUCGUGCUUCCCUUUCAUUUCCCUACCACAUAUCAUCACUUAGGUAUCCAUACCACCAAUUUUCGUGUGCACUCUUCGGCCAGGCAUUGUCACUUCUUGACGUUGUGUGGACUUGAAAGGUACCAUGGAGGCACAUGGAAAUGCGUCCCAGGUACAUGUACCUAAUAAAGGGACGUCAGGUAAAGGUAAGAAACCAUUUUUUAUUACCAAAAAUACCUUAUAUAGCCACUCCGUUCGAAAUAUCUAUUCGAGUUGAGGUUUGGUCUUUGAGCUCACCAAUUCUAGAUUCACCCUUCAGUGCUGGCU